Messenger RNA from Scatophagus argus, 2696 nucleotides. RefSeq names its product prolyl 4-hydroxylase, alpha polypeptide III (gene p4ha3). Gene Ontology annotation, biological process: peptidyl-proline hydroxylation to 4-hydroxy-L-proline. NCBI's taxonomy places the organism in Eukaryota, Metazoa, Chordata, Actinopteri, Scatophagidae. The transcript is spliced from 13 exons. The coding region runs from base 439 to 2076 and encodes 545 amino acids. Gene Ontology annotation, cellular component: endoplasmic reticulum. Gene Ontology annotation, molecular function: procollagen-proline 4-dioxygenase activity; L-ascorbic acid binding; iron ion binding. The record is from RefSeq and is a predicted model, not a curated record.
AAAUGAUUGAACACUUUAAAGUCUUCCACUUUAAGGCAUUAAAAAUGACAGAUAUAAAAGUUAACGGAAUGUGGUGAAUGAAUCUCAUACAACCCACUCAUUCAUAUGCAUGAAAGCUCAAACUGAAGGGGCAGCUCGUUUAAUCAGAAACAGCCUCCACACACUGGCGCUGGAGCCAAACUCCAUAAAAUUUGAUGAAUUCCUUAUAUUACAGAGCAAAUAAAACCUGUCGGGAUCGAUCUUUAAUGGGGUCCUAAUUGUACUGGAUUGGGACUGCAGGGUCUGCCUCAUGAGCAGAGGGCGAAAGCUGAUCCCAGAGCAGAUGAGAGAGAUCCCCCGUGCGGACUUCAGGGGCACGUUUGCAAAUCCUGAAGCUCCUCGGAGCAGUUCAGGACGGUGGCUCCUCAGAGGGAGAGGAGCUGUGCCCUGUCUCUGGAGAUGAAGUGCCCUACGUGUAUAUGCUUUGGUUUGAGUCUCCUGACCGUAGCUGUGAUCCCCGUGGCUGUGGGUGAAAUGUACACGUCGCUGUUAAACGUAAGGCAGGCGAUCAGCGUCGAGCGGAAGCUGAUCGAUUACUUGAAAACUUACAUUGACCACGAGUUGGAGAGACUGGAGGACAUCAAACGCUUUUAUGCCAAAGUGUCAAACCUGCACACUGAGCUCUACAAUGGCCCAACGAGUGCGACAGCAAACCCAUUGGUGGCAUUCACCCUGAUCAAGCGGCUGCAUUCAGAGUGGCUGAAUGUCAUCUACAGCAAUGAAGCUCUGGAGAAUACGCAAGCCCUCAGGUCGAGUUACGAAGAGGAGGAGGCGGAUCUGCCCAAACUGGAAGACCUCCAGGGUGCUGCGAAGGGGCUGAUGAGACUGCAGGAUGUGUAUGCUCUCCAAGUUGCGAGCCUCGUAAAGGGUCGUUUCCAGAGAGUCACUAACGGCAAGCCCAUUGACAUCUACCUGCCCACAGUGUCUGUUCCACUGUCUGGUGAUGACUGUUUUCUGGUUGGCAAGGUGGCCUACGAGCAGGAAGACUACUACCACUCGGUGCAGUGGUUGGAAGAGUCGGUGCGUCUCUUCAGGGGAACAGGAGGCGAGUGGAGCCCCGAGAAUGAAGGGUCUCUCGAGGAUGCACUGGAUCACCUGGCCUUCUCUCACUUUAAAACAGGAAACAUCUCUUCUGCUCUCAGUCUGUCUCAGGAGUUACUUCAUUAUGAUCCAACGAAUGGAAGAGUUUUGCAGAAUGUUGAGAAAUAUGAGAAGCUGCUGAUUUCAAGUCCACCCAAAUCAGUGAGGGGCCGUGGGCUGAGGAGACCCGGGUCCAGUUAUCUAAGGACAAGGGACACUUAUGAGAGACUCUGCCAGACCCAAGGCUCUCAGCAGCCGGUGCAUUUUGAAAACCCCAGACUUUUCUGCGACUACUUCACCAACGGCCAUCCUGGGCUGCUGCUGCUGCCGGUAAGACGUGAAGUGUUGAGUCUGGAGCCGUAUGUGGUCCUGUACCACAACUUCAUCACUGACACAGAGGCUGAAGAAAUCAAGGGCCUCGCCCAGUUAGGAUUGAGACGAUCUGUGGUGGCAACCGGAGAGAAGCAAGCAACGGCCGAGUAUCGCAUCAGCAAGAGUGCAUGGCUGAGUGACUCAGCACAGUCCACCGUUGGGAAGCUGGACCAGAAGAUCUCCUUGCUGACAGGUCUGAAUGUAAAGCAUCCAUUUGGCGAGUACCUCCAAGUGGUGAAUUAUGGGAUUGGUGGGCAUUAUGAGCCUCACUUUGACCACGCUACAUCACCUUCGAGUCCUGUGUUCAAGUUGAAGACUGGGAAUAGAGUGGCAACCUUCAUGAUAUAUCUCAGCUCUGUCGAGGCAGGUGGGUCCACAGCCUUCAUCUACGCCAACUUCAGCGUUCCUGUCAUCGAGAAAGCUGCCAUCUUCUGGUGGAAUCUCCAUAGAAAUGGUCAAGGAAAUGCAGACACCCUGCAUGCUGGCUGCCCUGUGCUUGUUGGGGACAAAUGGGUGGCAAACAAAUGGAUCCAUGAGUAUGGCCAAGAGUUCCAACAUCGCUGCAGUCUGAAUCCUGAAGAGUGAGAGGGGUGGAGCCAUAGCUGGGCCCCUUGGAGUACAAUAGCCUGUCUCUACAAUUGAGAGGCACACCAGUAGAAGGAGGGGGCCAGUAAAGUGAGCACACGAGCAGCGGAUGGGGAAAGCCUGCAUCUGUGAUUGGAGCCCCGGGCCCCAGGGAGCCCUAAGCGCACAGCACACUGCUGCAGUGGAUAUGGAUAGCACAAGGCUGAGAGACGGGGUAGAAGAGGAGUGGGGCAGUUGGCAGUCGGCCCCCAGAGGCCAAAUGCUCUCCUGCUCCUACUGGUCAGUUCCUGCAGAUGGAGAGAGGUCUCUGCCGUCACACACUCUGCUGUUUUGAGUUAAGUGUGUGUGGCCGUUUGCCUCCUGGCAGCUUUAAAACUGACAUCUUCACCCUCUUUGCCUACACUGGACCCAUUCUAGGGUCUUUCAUUGCAAAUCAACACAGCUGAACUUUGUGCAGGACUCUCAGAACUUUAUCUCUAAUCUGCUGAUACAAAGGUUUACAGAGGUACCUAGUGUGCCCGGCUGAAUCCCAGGGAAAAGUACAUAAAAUUAUUCACAAGGUGACUAAUAUAAACCAAAAAAUAAAUGCUGGUUUUGAAUUUGAAUGUUUAAAUCAGUUU